Molecule: messenger RNA, 1629 nt
Organism: Osmia bicornis bicornis
Lineage: Eukaryota; Metazoa; Arthropoda; Insecta; Hymenoptera; Megachilidae
Product: protein gooseberry-neuro-like
Exons: 6
Coding region: 211-1542 (443 amino acids)
Biological process (GO): regulation of transcription by RNA polymerase II; anatomical structure development
Molecular function (GO): RNA polymerase II cis-regulatory region sequence-specific DNA binding; DNA-binding transcription factor activity, RNA polymerase II-specific
Source: RefSeq, a predicted model, not a curated record
GUUCAUAUCGGCGCGCGUGCCCUACCCCCAUCGAGACAGACGGAUGUACCCGGUCUCUCCACCUCCGCCUCUGUUUGGUCCAAGCAGUCCUUUUGCCUCGGGUCAUCCGUGCCGGCGUGCUUCUGCGACCGGCACUCGUGUUUUGUGAAAACAACUAGUUGUGGUGCCUUCUGGAACGUUUCUCCGGGAAUAGUGAAGGGGUGAACAAAGAUGGAUGUCACUAGCGGGAUGAGACCGAUUUUUGGUGGAUAUCCGUUUCAAGGCCAGGGACGCAUGAAUCAACUGGGAGGCGUCUUCAUCAAUGGUCGGCCCCUUCCGAAUCACAUCCGAUUGAAAAUCGUCGAAAUGGCAGCAGCAGGAGUCCGUCCUUGCGUUAUCUCGCGACAACUUCGAGUUUCUCAUGGCUGCGUGUCGAAAAUUCUGAAUCGUUAUCAGGAGACCGGAUCUAUAAGGCCUGGGGUGAUUGGUGGUAGCAAACCGAGGGUGGCUACACCGGAAAUCGAGACCAGGAUCGAAGAGAUGAAGAGAGAUAAUCCUGGGAUCUUCUCCUGGGAGAUCAGGGAGAAAUUAGUGAAGGAAGGUUUCACAGAUCCUCCAAGUGUUAGCUCCAUCAGUAGACUACUUCGUGGUGGACGACCUGGGGAUGAUGGGAAAAAAGAUUACACCAUCGAUGGAAUAUUAGGGGGUGGUCGUUGUGGCGACGAGUCUGACACGGAAAGCGAACCAGGCAUUCCUUUGAAGCGAAAGCAACGCAGGAGCAGGACUACAUUCACUGGAGAACAACUGGAACAAUUGGAGACUGCGUUCCAGAGAGCUCAGUACCCCGAUGUCUAUGCUAGGGAAGAAUUAGCUCAGAGGACGGGUCUUACGGAGGCUAGGAUUCAAGUAUGGUUUAGUAAUCGCAGGGCACGGUUGCGAAAGCACGCAGGUAGCAUAGCGCAUUCGGUAGCCAGUCUGCCGUUAACCCCAUGCCAGUAUGCAAGCAGCCACGAAUUGGGUCAAAUACCGCAGGUACCUCAGAUGCCACCUGGAAUUCCACAGGUACCAACCACCUUGCAUCACACUCCGCCAACGACGCUGCAUCAACCAAACGCCGGUGUUCAUCCGAUCCCUGGUACCAGUACGCAAAUCCCGACGACCACCUCCAUAGCUCAAGUACCUGCAACAAUUAGUAGUGCUCUUCAGGGACACGCAGUGUCGAUUUCGGGUCAUUUGAGCUCCUUACCAGGACACGCGAUGCAGAUCGGUCAAGUACCGACUCUCCAACCACCGGCGGCCCAUGGUGCACCUACCACGUUGUCUCAUAAUGCAGGAAGUGCAGAUUGGUCCAGAGCACAGAUAGGCUGGGGACAGUUCAAUCACUUCCAGGGUGAAUACACGUCGAGUCAUUCGAGUCAUCAACAUUCCACGCACGCGAGUCAUGGUACACCGUCUUCUGGUACCGGGAAUUCUGCAUCGGCGGCGGAAUGGUACGAUCAGGGUUACGAUUAUUCCCAACACGCUCAGUUGAACUAUCAUCGAAGCGUGGGUGGAAUAUUUUAACGUAUGAUGAUUGAAAGGACAUUAGUGAAAAGUCGGUUCAAUGAUGAAUCUAUGGUCUUGUAAAAAUAAUAAGAUCAAGUCAGACGA